Messenger RNA from Lithohypha guttulata, 1689 nucleotides. RefSeq lists its product as uncharacterized. Gene Ontology annotation, biological process: mRNA 5'-splice site recognition; RNA processing. The coding region runs from base 1 to 1689 and encodes 562 amino acids. Gene Ontology annotation, cellular component: U2-type prespliceosome; U1 snRNP; commitment complex. The transcript is spliced from 4 exons. Lineage: Eukaryota; Fungi; Ascomycota; Eurotiomycetes; Chaetothyriales; Trichomeriaceae. Gene Ontology annotation, molecular function: pre-mRNA 5'-splice site binding; protein binding. The record is from RefSeq and is a predicted model, not a curated record.
AUGGAUGCUUUUGGUGGUGGUGAUGAGGAAUACAUAGAGCUGAGGAAAGUCCUUGCUGAAGUCGAGGACGAUCCAGACAAUUACGAAGUAUGGGAGAAAUUGGUCAAGGCUGGUGAGAGCCUCGAAGGUGGCAUCAACCGAAACUCGAGUUCGCAAGCCAUCACCUCGGUGCGCAAUGUCUACGAUCGAUUCCUCGCCAAAUUCCCUCUGUUCUUCGGUUAUUGGAAGAAGUACGCCGACCUCGAAUUCUCUAUAGCAGGCACUGAGGCUGCCGAACUCAUCUACGAGCGCGGCGUGUCCAGCAUCACAAACUCGGUCGACCUCUGGACGAACUACUGCUCUUUCAAGACCGAAACCAGUCACGAACCGGAGAUCAUUAGAGAGUUAUUCGAAAGAGCCGCGACAUGUGUGGGCCUUGACUUCCUGGCCCAUAUUUUCUGGGAUAAAUAUAUCGAGUUCGAAGAGCGAAUGGAACAGCAUGACAGGAUCUUCGCUAUUCUUAAUCGGAUUAGUGCUAUUCCGAUGCACCAAUAUGCUAGAUACUUCGAGAAAUACCGCACUAUGGCACAGAAUCGUCCUCUGACUGCGAUCGUCCCACCUGGUGUGCUCACCAAACUACAGAUCGAGCUCGAGAACGAGGGUGCUGGCUACAAGGCUGGUCGUAGUCAAGUCGAGGUCGAACGAGAUUUACGUACACGAAUCGACCAAUACCACCUGAACGCUUUUCAGCAAACACAAGCCGAGACCACGAAACGAUGGACGUACGAAUCCGAAAUCAAACGGCCUUACUUCCAUGUUACCGAUCUCGAUGAGGGUCAGAUUGUCAAUUGGCGAAAAUACCUCGACUUUGAAGAAGCAGAAGGCGACUUCACCCGCAUCCAAUUCCUUUACGAACGAUGUCUCAUCACGUGCGCUCUACAUGAUGAGUUCUGGAUGAGAUAUGCUCGAUGGAUGAUAGCUCAGUCCAACAAGCAAGAAGAGGUCAGGAAUAUCUACCAGCGAGCGUCUUGUAUCUUCGUUCCUAUCGCAGUUCCAGCCAUACGGCUUCAAUAUGCCUACUUCGAAGAGAUGCAGGGUCGGGUCGAUGUUGCGAAGGCCAUCCAUGAAGCAAUAUUAUUCCAAUUGCCAAGUCAUGUCGAAACCAUCAUCUCGUGGGCCAACACAUGCAGGAGGCACGAUGGUCUAGACCCCGCAGUCGCUGUCUACAAAGCUCAACUUGACAAUCCAGCUUGUGACACUACAGCCAAAGCUGCUGUCGUUGCUGAAUGGGCUCGACUAGUCUACAGAACAAAAGGCUCAGCCGAAGAAGCCCGUCAAAUAUACAGGAAGAAUCAACAGCAUUACCUCGACAGUGCCGCAUUCUGGACGAGCUUCCUCAAGUUCGAGAUUGAUCAACCUGCAUCGCCUGAUUCGGAGAAAGAGCAUCACACUCACAUAAAACGUGUGGUCGACGAUGUACUGCAAAAGACGAAGCUCUCCAUACCUGUGCUUCAAGCCUUGGUAACUACAUAUAUGCAGUAUUUGUUGGAACGAGGAACCAAAGACGCUGCUAAGGAAUACAUGGAUCUCGACAGGGAGAUCAAUGGUCCUGUGUCGGGACAAAAGGUACUGAAAGGUAGAUCUUCUAGCGAGCAGCAGCCCGUAGGUCAAGGGCUUGGACUUGUGAAUGGACAGAAACGAAGACAGUAA